UUAAAUACACUUAAAUUUAGAAACGAAGGGAGUAUAAAAUUGUGUAUAAAAUUGUAUUGAGAGACUUAUUUUAUAACAGAGGGAGUAUCUGAUAAUGUGGUGACAACUAACAACAUCAAGGAAUAGUCGGUGCUCUUCCGUAAAAUAAAUAAUCGAUGCUAGCACGCAUGCACCGAGUAGCUUCUAUGGUGUAGCCGGUACAACAUGAAGAAAAGCACCGACCGCCCACUGCUUGCCUUAUCCCAUCGCCACUCCUCUCCUUCUCUUAUCCAGAUCGCCGUCCCAGCGUGGUCCUCUUCCUCUUCUCCAUCCAACCCAGCCAGAAGCUUGAUCUGGCCGUUCGCCCCAGUCGCCGGUCCCGUGGGUCAGCAGCCUCGCCUCCACCCGAUUCAGUCGCGUCCUCCUUCCCAAGGCUUUCUCCGAUCUGCCAACCCACCACCCCACCACGCCUCGCUCUCUCUGCCCCCUCCUUCCCCACGCAGCGCCGAUGGGGCAGGGCCUCCGCGGCCGCCGGCGCCCUCUGCGACUCCUCUUCUCCAUGAUUCGCCCGCUAUUACUCCUCUCCUCCACGAUUCGUGGUGAUGUUGGGGUGGCAUCUUCUUCGAGCGGGAGGUGUGCCUCGUCCUCGCACAUGCUCGGCCGCGCCAUCGGAGCCCCCCGCAGAGGCAGUGCUCCGCCACCCGAUGCUGUUCUUCGCGUCGUCCCGCGCUCCCAAAGCUGGGAACCGGCUCCCCGCCUCCAAGUUCUCGGCAUCGACGUCCCGUGCUGCCUGCAUCCUCGCCAAGCCUGACUCGCAGCCGUGUAGCCCGAGCUCGCCAAGGCGCUUCAACUCCGCCGCCGCGCCAUCAUCUUCAGGCGCUCGAGCACGAGCACAAGCUCGCCCGCGCCUCACCUCUCUCUGCCGCUCCGUCCGCCGCCCGCGGUGCCGUGACCCGUCACUGCCGUGCCCUGCAUCACUCUGUAGCCGCGCCGCCUGGGUCGAUGCGGUCAGCGCUCCCAAGCCGUUGACCCCGCGCCAGGGGACGACUAUUUCCUCCCAUGCGUGCGCGCCCGUGCUCCAGCCCUCCCCUCCCCAUGCUGCCGGCACACUCGCGCCGCGGGGCCGUAUCCAGCCUGUGCCUGGACGACGGAAGCCCCCCCACUGUCCGUGCGCUCCGGCCAGCUCCCUGUCGCGCUCGAGACCUCCUCGAGUCUUCCCGCCGAGGCCUUCCCGGUGACCAGCCUUUGACUUGGGUCUCCUGUCCGCCUCGGCGCGGACGCCCGCCACGACGCCGGUGGCAAGCGGCGGCGCGUGCCCGGCGAUGGAGAACGGCAGGAUAAGCGGUGAGAGGCGCGGUGGUGAGCCAGUCCAAUAAGAGAUAAGGGUUGCGGGUAUAAUUUCUAACAAAUGCAGGGGGUUUUUACGCAAAAACAAAACAUUUUUCUAAAUUGCCACUAAAAUAGGGACUGCGGGUUGAUUUAUGUAAACCGAGGGGCUUUUUUGUAAAACUGCCAGGACGACGAACGACAGAAACCCAAUUCUCCAAUUGCGGGACGAAAACUAAUGGUAGAAAAAAAAUCAAUUGCGGGACGAAACUAAGAAUAUCACCUUGCUUUGAUAGUAGGUAUAGAUGUGCAACGCACGAAUCCAUAAAAAACUGAUUUUUUUUACUAUUAUAUAUGCUUUGCUUCUUCAUUUUCUUUUUUGAGGGAAUACUGUCUAUUUCUUCGGAUUUACUUAAUCAUUCUUACAAAGCGGUGAAUAUCAAUAUCUGCGACGGUGGCGGCAAGACGCUGGUGGUGGCACGGUUCGCGGCUUACAAGGUCGUGCUCUAGAGAUCGAUCGGGUCGACUGUUUGAGAACAUUCCAAAUUAUAAUUUUUGUUUUUUGGAUUGCUAAUUAAAGUACUUUGAUUGAUUGAUAGACUGUUUAUUGUUGGAAUGCUAAUUAGGGUGACAAUAUUUAUUUUUAAAUCCUAAUUACAUUGCUUAAUUGCUAAUUAUGAUGCUUUAAUGGGUACAACAUCAUUGGCGCAAUGUAGGCUAUUAGAUAUAAAGAUACGAAGAGUUUCUGCCAUAGCUUGGUUGUUUAAUAGUAGCGGAGAUUGUAAUUGAUC
Triticum aestivum (bread wheat) is the source of this 2096-nucleotide messenger RNA. RefSeq names its product predicted GPI-anchored protein 58. Bases 582 to 1217 code for a protein of 211 amino acids. The record is from RefSeq and is a predicted model, not a curated record. Lineage: Eukaryota; Viridiplantae; Streptophyta; Magnoliopsida; Poales; Poaceae. The transcript has 2 exons.